UGUAGGGUUGAUUCUCCAGCUUGUUGCCGCGCCUCCAGUUCUAGGGUUUUCAGGGUUUCUAGGGUUUCGAUCGGUGGAGAUGGCACCGAAGGAGAACAAGCCGAGGACGGUUAGCCGGAACCCCGACCUCAUCCGUGGGAUCGGGAAGUUCUCCAAGUCAAGGAUGUACCAUAAGCGUGGUAUCUGGGCGAUCAAGGCCAAGAAUGGUGGCGCUUUCCCCAAGCACGCUGCAGCGGCGACGCCGGAGAAGCCCGCUGAGAAGGCCCCCAAAUUCUACCCUGCUGAUGAUGUUAAGAAGCCUAUUGCCAAUCGCCGCAAGCCCAAGCCUACCAAGCUGAGGGCAAGCAUUACUCCGGGCACAGUGUUGAUUCUUCUGGUUGGGAGGUUCAUGGGAAAGAGGGUUGUUUUUCUGAAGCAGCUUCCUUCGGGAUUGCUUUUGGUUACCGGGCCCUUCAAGGUCAAUGGUGUACCACUUAGACGGGUUAACCAAUCUUAUGUCAUUGGGACAUCAACCAAGAUUGAUAUUUCUGGUGUGAAUGUUGACAAGUAUGAUGAUAAGUAUUUCAAAAAGGAAGCUAAGAAGAAGAAAAAGAAAACUGAAGGGGAGUUCUUUGAAACCGAGAAAGAGGAAAAGAAGGCACUUCCACAAGAGAAGAAAGAUGACCAGAAGGCCGUGGAUGCCCAAUUGAUAAAGGCCAUUGAAGCAGUCCCUGAUUUGAAGGCCUAUCUCGGUGCUCGGUUUAGCCUAAGAUCUGGAAUGAAGCCUCAUGAACUUGUUUUCUAAACCUAGCCACUUGGCGAAUCCUUUCUCUUUAUCUAUUUCCUCCACCUUGUGUUUUGGCCUCUAGAUUUUCUUCUUUGUCAGUUUUGAGCUUUUACCAUGUUGAAUUUGAACAUGCUUUGGUUGGUAUUUCAUUGUAAUCUGAGACAGAAUGUUAUCCCUCAAUAUCUGGAUUCUUUAUUA
Messenger RNA from Dioscorea cayenensis subsp. rotundata (Guinea yam), 964 nucleotides. RefSeq names its product 60S ribosomal protein L6-like. The transcript has 4 exons. NCBI's taxonomy places the organism in Eukaryota, Viridiplantae, Streptophyta, Magnoliopsida, Dioscoreales, Dioscoreaceae. Gene Ontology annotation, cellular component: cytosolic large ribosomal subunit; ribosome. Gene Ontology annotation, biological process: cytoplasmic translation; ribosomal large subunit assembly. The record is from RefSeq and is a predicted model, not a curated record. Bases 80 to 784 code for a protein of 234 amino acids. Gene Ontology annotation, molecular function: structural constituent of ribosome; RNA binding.